This is a messenger RNA of Arachis duranensis, 861 nucleotides long. RefSeq lists its product as uncharacterized. Lineage: Eukaryota; Viridiplantae; Streptophyta; Magnoliopsida; Fabales; Fabaceae. The transcript is spliced from 2 exons. The coding region runs from base 1 to 861 and encodes 286 amino acids. The record is from RefSeq and is a predicted model, not a curated record.
AUGGAUGUCAGGAUUACUGUCAAGAGCGGGGAGAUUGACAAUUAUCAAAUCGGUACAGAAGAUAAGCUCAUUUGGAGUUGCUCCGAUGAUGGAAGUUUCUUUGUAAAGUCCUUCAUCACUUCAGUGGAGUCAAAUGCGUUGGGCUUUUCUAAAACACGUCAUACUUUUGAUAAUAUCUGGCAGGGAAUAGUACCUCCGAGGGUGGAGAUGAUGGGCUGGUUUCUGAUAUUAGGCAAGCUCAACACGAUGAAAAGGCUCGCCCAAAUUAAUGUGGUGGGUGCAAAUGAGGUAACUUGUGCUUUAUGUGGUUUAUAUGAUGAGGAUAUAGAUCACCUAUUCAUCCAUUGUAAUUAUGUUUUUCAUUUGUGGAAUAAAGCUAUAGUUGUGGGAGAAAUUAUAUGGGUUAAGCCAAAGGGGGUGAGGAGUUUCUUUGAAUAUUGGUGUAAGCAAGAGGUGGUGAGAGUGGGAAGGAGAAGGUGGAUAAAUUGUUGGUUUGCAAUAGUAUGGGUGAUAUGUUGGAUUAGAAACCAAUUUAUUUUUGAAAGAAAUGAUAUAUCGUGGGAGAAUGCAUGGGAGUUUAUUAUGUACCAGCUAAAAGAAUGGGAAAUGCUUAACAAAAGAAGAAAGGAAGAGCAGUCAACUAUUGUUCAAGGGGCUACAAGUAGUCUAGAACCAGUUGUGAACAUUGAAUAUGAAUUUUCUUGGUGGAUUUGUGAUGAAUAUGUUGCUUCAAAACAAUGUAUGGCAGUGGGUGGCUAUCUUGUGAAUGCCGAAAAUAAUAUUGUUGUGCUUUUAUGUGAGUUUUUGAACGCAGAUUCUAGAGUUAAUGUCUUGGUGGAGUGCAUUGAAGCAUCCGUUUAA